AUGCAACUCACGAUUGGUCUCCCGCUCCUUUUCGCCCUCGGCGCGCGCGUCUUCGUAAAUACCCUCAUCCCCGAUCCCACACACACACCCUCCACCCCCGACUUCCUCCUCAAUGGGCUCUUCCAGGGUGUCCUGGUGCAGAACACCCUUACCCAGCUGCCGCAAGUGGUUGUCGCCGUUGUCGUUGGUGUCGUAGCCAAGCUCGUCAUCGACUUCUUGCGACUCUCGGAUGUUAUGCAAACGGCAUGCACGGUCAUCGGUGUCGCCCUCGGAGUGCUCGUGACCGACCUUCUUGCCCAAUACGUGGACCCUGCGAUUGCUGCGCAGGUAGACACCGAACGCCCUCCUAUCCCAGUGACCGUUGGACACACGCGAGCACCGGAACCCUCCAAACGCAUCCGCCUCGUCUCCUUUGGUCGCGACCGCACGCGAUCCCAUCGACAUAACCAACCCUCCCACCGUGAACGCGAGGAGCACGACCGCCACCGUGAGCGGGAACGCGCCGACCGCGAGCGGGAACGUGCCGACCUCCAGCGCGAGCGCGAUCGCGUCGAGCGCCACGGCCGCCCUACGGACAUCCGACCCAUUACCCCAACCCUCACGUACUGCAGUACCGCGCCGUCGAUCUCCCUUGACUCUGUACCAUCCUCGCUCGAUCCAGAGGGGAAGCUCACGCCCCAGGAGCGCGACGUUGCAGUGCUCCGCGCGCGCGCGAGCCUCGCGGACUCGGAGCGGCGACGCUUUAAAGAGGAACGCAAGUGGGCAUUGAGCCAGGGAAACACCGCGCGCGCGAGCCAGCUUGCGUGGCAAGUCAAGCGCUACACUGCGCUCAUGGAGAGUUUCCAUCGCGAGGCGGACGCGAAGGUCGUCGAAGCGGCACGCGCGGCGGUCGCGCCCAUUGCACAGGCUGCUGGGGCGAACGGGACUUCGUCGAGGCGUCGAUCGCAAUCUCGACAGCGCAAGUCCAGCUUGACCACUGUUGACGGAGGCCCCCCGCUGGUUAGCGUGACCGUCGGCCCUCGCACGCGCAAGCGCAGCGGCGGCACUUCGACGCUCAAGCCGGCCAUCUUCGUCCAGGGCCGAGAGUGA
This is a messenger RNA of Trametes versicolor FP-101664 SS1, 1089 nucleotides long. RefSeq lists its product as uncharacterized. The record is from RefSeq and is a predicted model, not a curated record. The transcript is spliced from 2 exons. Lineage: Eukaryota; Fungi; Basidiomycota; Agaricomycetes; Polyporales; Polyporaceae. Bases 1 to 1089 code for a protein of 362 amino acids.